AAUGUUGAGAAUUGGAUUGGAGGCAGAUGAUGCAGAAAUUGAACGUUUAAUUAAAGAAGUAGAUGAGGAUGGAAAUGGAGAAAUUGACUUUCCAGAAUUUUGUCAAUGUAUGAAAACGGCUGAAAGACAGGGAGGUUUCCGUCAACGGCCAACAAAUGAUGAAGUUGUUUUUGAUCAAGACAAGAAUGGUUUAAUAUCUGAAAAUGAAUUUAUUGAAAUUGGUGGUUUCUCUCAUGAAUUGGCAGAAUUUGUAUUUCGAGAACUUUUAGGAGAUUCUUCGGCAGAUCAAUUAGAUAUGGAUAGAUUCUCUGCAAUUGUUGAAGAUUAUUUACUUUCUGAUAAUAAUAAUGGAAAUAAUAAUAUAAAGGAGAAAGAAGAUGAAGAAGAAGAAAAUUUAAAUAAUAAAAAUAAUGAUGGAAAUUUAAUUAAAACUAAAUUAUUUUAA
Messenger RNA from Meloidogyne enterolobii, 445 nucleotides. The record is from the annotation of a GenBank genome assembly. Lineage: Eukaryota; Metazoa; Nematoda; Chromadorea; Rhabditida; Meloidogynidae.